CUCCGAUUCUCUACAAAUUGUUCCUCUCUCUCUCUGUCAUUUUUUUUAUCCAUCUCCUCUCUUAUUCUCCUGCCCUCUUGGUUGAUCGAAAAAUAGAAGUUAAGAAAUGAAAAAGAUAAAAAUCACAGCGGAACGUUUGUAGCAAUCUCUGUCAUUUGGUUGUCAGAAAGAGAUAGCAAGUUAAACUAGACGAGGAGAAUUGCAACUACAUCCCUUGCAAUACAGAGAAAAAAAAUGCAAUUUCCGGCGGCAAGCCUGUUAUAUUAAUUGGAGCAAGGGUUUUCUUCUGGCGGCAAUUCUCUAAAUUUCAUCGGUGCAAGGCUUUUCUUCUUAAUCUGAAGAGGGUUUUCUUCUAGCGGUAAUCCCACAUCACUGGUUUUGGCCUGGUUAUAUUCGAUUUUUCCCUUCCACCACUGGCGCUGAGGGAAGCGAAUCUAGCAAUUCAAGCCGUUGGUUUUCUCUCCAGCAGAUCUCAAGGUUUUCAGUAUUAAGUAAAUCAAUAUUAUAUCUCCAAUGUCGCUUCAAGCAAGUCUUGCAAAGUUCAAGCAGCAGCAAGAGAAGUGCCAGUCUACACUCACCAACACACCAAGGGCAGGGGCAUCAAAGCCCACUCAAAAAGUUACACCUGCAAGCACUCCUUCAAGAACUCCUUCUGCUCCAGUAAAAUUCUCUAAUGAUACGGAGAGGCUUCAGCACAUCAACAGCAUAAGAAAGGCCCCUGUUGGUGCUCAGAUCAAGCGUGUUCUAGACCUACUUCUAGAGACACGGCAAGCAUUCACCCCAGAGCAGAUAAAUGAAGCAUGUUAUGUUGAUACAAAUUCCAACAAAGCCGUUUUUGACAGUUUGAGGAAUAACCCUAAAGUGAACUAUGAUGGAAGGCGUUUCUCUUACAAGUCAAAACAUGAUUUAAAGGACAAGAACCAACUGCUUGUCUUGAUACGGAAGUUUCCCGAGGGUAUUGCUAUCAUUGAUCUGAAGGAUGCGUAUCCAACUGUAAUGGAGGACUUACAGGCUCUGAAGGCUGCAGGACAGGUUUGGCUGCUCUCAAAUUUUGAUUCGCAAGAAGACAUUGCUUACCCAAAUGAUCCCAGAGUUCCAAUCAAGGUAGAUGAUGAUUUGAAGCAGCUCUUCAGGGGUAUUGAGCUUCCACGUGAUAUGGUUGACAUUGAGAAGGACCUCCAGAAGAAUGGAAUGAAGCCUGCAACCAACACUGCCAAGAGAAGGGCCAUGGCCCAGGUGCAUGGUAUUGCACCAAAGUCCAAGCCCAAGAAGAAACAACGUGAAAUUAGCAAGAGGACCAAGCUAACCAAUGCCCACCUUCCAGAGCUCUUCCAGAAUUUAAAUGUCCCUGAUACUUGAAAGUAUAUUGAAGUCAUUAUUUGGGACUUGAGUUUCUUCAUUUGCUUGAAUGUAUCAUCCCAUUUGCAAAGCAAUGAGCUAUAUAUUAUGCACACUUAAAUUCUCAAAAUUACCAGUGUGAUUUUGCAUAGGGGAACGACUUGUAUUGUCCAACAUCCACCUUAAAAAUAGUGUUGGAUUUUGGUUGUCCCACAUCUGGUUCUGUUUGUUCACACCUUAAGAUUGGCGGAGUGAAUAAUUUGAUUUGUCUAAUUGAAGAGGAGGACAUCUGUUGCUCUUAAUAAGGAGCUUGGACUUGAAUUGUAUAUGCGGAUAUCAUGAUGAAAAGCAAGGAAUUAGUUGUUUGUGCAUUUUCAGAUACAGUAAAUGACUUCCACGGCCCUUGUCUGAUCUA
Molecule: messenger RNA, 1753 nt
Organism: Nelumbo nucifera (sacred lotus)
Lineage: Eukaryota; Viridiplantae; Streptophyta; Magnoliopsida; Proteales; Nelumbonaceae
Product: transcription initiation factor IIE subunit beta-like
Biological process (GO): transcription initiation at RNA polymerase II promoter
Cellular component (GO): transcription factor TFIIE complex
Molecular function (GO): TFIIH-class transcription factor complex binding
Source: RefSeq, a predicted model, not a curated record